Nothoprocta perdicaria is the source of this 3713-nucleotide messenger RNA. RefSeq names its product multiple EGF like domains 11 (gene MEGF11). NCBI's taxonomy places the organism in Eukaryota, Metazoa, Chordata, Aves, Tinamiformes, Tinamidae. The transcript is spliced from 25 exons. The coding region runs from base 321 to 3473 and encodes 1050 amino acids. The record is from RefSeq and is a predicted model, not a curated record. Gene Ontology annotation, molecular function: protein binding. Gene Ontology annotation, cellular component: membrane.
AAAAUGAAAAAAAUGGAUAGGAGCUAGUCUUGAAUUGGACAGGUAGAAGGGGAAAUUAAAACCAUGGGUGCAAUUUUUCCCUGCCCGAUGCCUCCUGGUCCCCUCGAUGGCACGGAGCCCCCCUGAGAAGCACAACAGAGCAGCCCAUGGACCAGCACAAGGGCAGAUGUUCCGGACGGCAGGGGAUGCUAGAGAAGAGGGCCAAGCAACGUCUGAAGAGCUUUCUUCUGCUGUCCUGUUAAUGCACUGUGUGUCUUCAUGGGCUGAGAGUCUGUAAAAACAAGAUCCAUCAGGAAGCUUUAGUACAUUGAGAUACAACAAUGAUGGUCCAUAUGCUACUCCGGUGGAUUCUAAAAGGGCUUUUUCUCUCUUUUCUGCUCAAAACGACUCUGUCCCUAAAUCCAGAUGAUCCAAAUGUUUGUAGUCAUUGGGAAAGCUACGCUGUGACAGUACAGGAAUCUUAUGCUCAUCCUUUUGAUCAGAUCUAUUAUACAAGAUGUACUGACAUACUGAACUGGUUCAAGUGCACUAGACACAGAAUAAGUUAUAAAACAGCCUAUCGGAGAGGACUGAGAACGAUGUAUCGGCGAAGAUCCCAGUGCUGCCCUGGAUAUUACGAAAGCGGAGACUACUGUAUACCACUUUGCACAGAGGAGUGUGUGCACGGAAGAUGUGUUUCUCCUGACACUUGUCAUUGUGAACCAGGAUGGGGAGGUACUGACUGCUCUAGUGGGUGCGACAGCGAUCACUGGGGACCCCACUGCAGCAACCGCUGCCAGUGCCAGAACGGGGCUCUCUGCAACCCCAUCACGGGCGCGUGCGUCUGCGCCGACGGCUACCGCGGCUGGCGCUGCGAGGAGCUCUGCGACGCCGGCACCUACGGCAAGGGCUGCCAGCUGCAGUGCCAGUGCCGCAACGGCGCGACCUGCGACCACACAACGGGGGAAUGUCACUGCGCACCCGGAUACACGGGGGUCUUCUGUGAAGAGCGCUGUCCCGCCGGCAGCCACGGAGCGCAGUGCGAACUGCGCUGCCCCUGCCAGAACGGGGGCAUCUGCCACCACAUCACCGGGGAGUGCUCCUGCCCGCCCGGCUGGAUGGGGCUGGUGUGUGCCCAGCCAUGUCCUCCUGGAACGUUUGGAGUAAACUGCAGCCAGGACUGUCCGUGCCACAACGGAGGACACUGUGACCCUGUGACAGGAAAAUGCCUCUGUACAGCCGGGUACAUGGGAGACAGGUGUCAAGAGGAGUGUCCUAUUGGGACGUAUGGCUUCCAGUGCACUCAAAGAUGUGAUUGCCAAAAUGGUGCCAAGUGCUACCACGUAAAUGGAGCAUGUAUGUGUGACCCUGGAUUUAAAGGGAUUUAUUGCCAAGAAAGAAUGUGUCCAGAAGGGUUUUAUGGCCUCAAAUGCGACAAGAGAUGUCCUUGCAGUACUACUAACACCCUCAGUUGCCAUCCCUUGUCUGGAGAAUGUAGCUGCAAAGCUGGCUGGGCCGGCCUCUACUGCAACGAAACGUGUCCGCCUGGAUCCUACGGCGAAGGCUGCCAGCUGAGCUGCCCAUGCCACAACGGUGCCGACUGCGACAGCCUUACAGGGAAGUGUUCCUGCGCACCAGGCUACCUGGGAGAUGACUGCUCCAUUAUGUGCAUGGCAGGAACCUACGGUACCAAUUGCUCAUCUGUUUGUGAUUGCAAAAAUGAUGGUGAAUGUUCCCAUGUGGAUGGCCUAUGCAUUUGUAAGGAAGGGUGGCAAGGAAUUGAUUGCUCCAUUCCAUGCUCCAGCGGAAGCUGGGGUCUUAACUGUAACCAGACAUGUUACUGCAGCAACGGAGCAGCCUGCAGGCCAGUCGAUGGCUUUUGCCUCUGCUCCCCGGGGUGGCAAGGAGACUACUGUGACCAGCCGUGUCCGGACGGAACAUAUGGUCUUAAUUGCAGUGAACGUUGUGACUGUAGCCACGCAGAUGGAUGUGAUCCUGUCACCGGUUACUGCUGCUGUCUUGCUGGAUGGACAGGCAUCCACUGUGACAACGCGUGUGCUCAGGGACGCUGGGGACCAAACUGCUCCAUCUCCUGCAACUGUGAGAACGGGGGGUCCUGCUCACCUGAGGACGGGAGCUGUGAGUGUGCACCCGGAUACAGAGGACCCAUGUGCCAGAGAAUUUGCCCGCCCGGCUUUUACGGGCACGAGUGCAGCCAGGCAUGCCCGCAGUGCGUGCACAGCAGCGGGCCCUGCCACCACGUGUCGGGACACUGCGACUGCCUGCCCGGCUUCGCCGGCCCGCUCUGCAGCCAAGUCUGUCCCAGUGGCAAGUUUGGCAAGGACUGUGCUGAGGACUGUCAGUGCACCGAGAACGGGACGUGCAACCCUAUUGACGGAUCGUGUCAGUGCUUCCCAGGCUGGAUAGGAAAGGACUGCUCGCAGACUUGUCCCGCUGGUUUUUGGGGCCCCGAUUGCUUCCAUUCCUGCAACUGCCACAACGGAGCAAUGUGCAGCCCUUACGACGGAGAGUGUCGAUGUACCCAUGGUUGGACUGGGCUCUACUGCACUCAGCGUUGCCCAGCAGCUUUUUAUGGAAAAAAUUGUGCCAAUGUCUGUCAGUGUCAGAACGGAGCAGACUGCGACCACAUCACAGGGCAGUGCACGUGCAGGACGGGUUUCACAGGCAAACAGUGCGAGCAAAAGUGCUCACCAGGGACAUUUGGUUACGGUUGCAAACAGCUCUGUGAGUGCAUGAAUAACGCCACGUGUGACCACGUCACAGGGACCUGCUACUGCAGUCCUGGCUUCAAAGGAAUCCGGUGUGACCAAGCGGCUCUUAUGAUGGAAGAAUUAAACCCCUAUACUAAAAUUAGCCCUGCUCUUGGAUCAGAGAGGCACUCAGUGGGAGCAAUCAUUGGAAUUAUUAUUCUCCUUCUAAUUAUUAUGGUCUUGCUGGCACUGUUUGUGUGGUAUCGACGGAAACAGAAGGAGAAGGGCCAUGACAUGCCAAGUGUAUCUUAUACUCCAGCCAUGAGGAUGACUAAUACAGAUUACUCACUUUCUGGUGCUUGUGGGAUGGAUAGACGUCAGAACACAUACAUAAUGGAAAAAAGCUUCAAAGAUUACAUGAAGGAGUCUGUGUGCAGCUCCAGCACUUGUUCCCUCAACAGCAGCGAAAACCCCUACGCCACCAUCAAAGACCCCCCCAUUCUCACGUGCAAACACUCGGAGAGCAGCUACGUGGAGAUGAAGUCCCCCGGCCACAGGGAGUCCCCGUACUCAGAAAUGCCGACGUCAGCCACGGCCACAAAGAACAUCUACGAAGUUGAGCCCACGGUCGCCGUGCUCCAGGAUGCCGCCCGUGGCCGGAGCACCGCUUACCUCCACAGCCCAUACGACCUGCCUCGCAACAGCCACAUUCCCAGCCACUACGACCUGCUCCCCGUCCGGCACAGCCCCACGCACGGGCCCUCUUGGGACGCGCAGUCCUAAAGGGAGGAACUUCUCGGGCACGGCGCGCUGCGGAUCCCGCGGAAGGGAAGGCGCCCUCCCUUUCGGCGCUGCAGGACGUCGGCACCGCGGCGCUGCCGCCCGCGAGGACCCGCCGCAGCAGGACCUGGGCCUGGGCCAACAGCUGCAUGGCCUUAUUUAAAAGGCCCUUUUUAAAUGGGCCACAGGAACAAGGGGACCCUCCCGAUGCGGAGCUGGGACACGUCACCUGAGCAAGGUGCA